GAGGGUGGAAUCCUGCCCGCAGUGGAGCGGUAAACAACAGUAUCAACCUGGAUCGGCUUACAGACUAGCAAGCCUCACAAGAGCCUGCGAGCGAAGGUGUGCAUGCUGACAGAGUCUCAAUUGGACUCGGAUGUUGGUGAUUCACUUUGGAAGGAAUCAGUGCCCGUCGCAUCCUGGGUUGAUAUGCAGCACUGCAUCCAAUUCUCUUCCUUUUGUUCGGCCGAGCGACCAAGCGAAGGAUACCGUAGGCAAAAGGCACAAGAAAGAACACCUGAAACGCCUGAAACGUGGGCAAAACGAUUUCCUCUUGCAGGAUUUGCAAGGUCCAUUACCCAAAGUCCAAGAGUUUCCAAGGUGUCAAUUUUCGUCAUUGACACAGCUCCUACAAUGAACUCAAUCUCUGGUGAAUCCGAGUUGCUCAAUGACUUCAAUCUCCCAACUGGAGGACAUGAUUGAGGAAUGCACAGGCAUUGAGGAAUCCAUGCUUAAUUGCAUCUCAUCAUGAUAGCCUAGUAGGCACUUGAAUUGAGGGACUUCACAAUCCGGAUUGAACAAAAGCAAGAGCUUCUGCGAGCCCAAUGCUUGAGAUAACAA
Molecule: messenger RNA, 594 nt
Organism: Durusdinium trenchii
Lineage: Eukaryota; Dinophyceae; Suessiales; Symbiodiniaceae
Source: the annotation of a GenBank genome assembly